Molecule: messenger RNA, 2277 nt
Organism: Oldenlandia corymbosa var. corymbosa
Lineage: Eukaryota; Viridiplantae; Streptophyta; Magnoliopsida; Gentianales; Rubiaceae
Source: the annotation of a GenBank genome assembly
AUGACGAUUGGGGCGGGUAUAAGUGUGGCGGACGGGAAGCUGAAUGUGUUGGGAAACUGCAUUCUGACUGAUGUUUGUGACAAUGUAGUUGUGACUCCAGCAACUGGGGAAGCCAUGGCUACUGGCGCUUUCAUUGGUGUUCAAUCAGAUAUCAAGGGUAGCCGCACGGUGUUUCCUAUUGGAAAACUCGAGGGACGACGUUUUAUGUGUGUUUUCCGGUUCAAAAUGUGGUGGAUGACUCAGAGAAUGGGUACCUGUGGACAAGAAGUACCCUACGAGACCCAAUUCUUGAUUAUUGAGGCUCAGGAGGGUUCCAAUUUUGGUGAAGGCAACAAAGGGGGUGAUGGUCAGUCUGCCAUGUAUGUUGUUUUAUUGCCUAUCUUAGAAGGCGAUUUCAGGGCUGUUCUUCAGGGGAACUCUAACAAUCAGUUGGAGAUUUGCUUAGAGAGUGGUGAUCCUGAUGUGCAGGAAUUUGAUGGUAGCCAUUUGAUGUUGUUAGCUGCUGGUUCAGACCCAUUUGAUGUCAUCACAAACGCAGUCAAGACUGUGGAGGGACACCUUCAGACAUUCUGUCACCGCGAUAGAAAGAAGAUGCCAGACAUUUUAAAUUGGUUUGGUUGGUGCACAUGGGAUGCCUUCUACACUGAAGUAACCUCAGAAGGAGUCAAGCAAGGAUUGCAGAGUUUGGAGGAAGGAGGUAUUCCUCCGAAGUUCAUAAUUAUUGAUGACGGAUGGCAAUCUGUUGGGAUGGAUCUCACUAGUGUUAAAUUCAAUGCAGAUAACUCAGCCAAUUUUGCAAAUAGGCUAACUAAUAUCAAAGAGAACUAUAAGUUCCAGAAGGAUGGCAAGGAAGGUUUUAGAGUGGAGGAUUCUGCCCUGGGACUUCGUCACAUUGUCACUGAAAUUAAGGAUAAACACCGUUUGAAGUAUGCUUAUGUUUGGCAUGCUAUUACGGGUUACUGGGGAGGAGUAAGACCUGGUGUCUCCGAAAUGGAUCAUUAUGAAUCGAAGAUGACAUAUCCAGUGUCUUCUCCAGGGGUUCAGUCAAAUGAACCUUGUGAUGCAUUAAACAGUAUUACCAAGAAUGGACUGGGUCUUGUGAACCCUGAGAAAGUGUUUUACUUUUACAAUGAACUGCAUUCUUACCUCGCUUCUGCUGGCAUUGAUGGAGUUAAAGUUGAUGUUCAGAACAUUCUAGAAACUCUAGGAGCUGGCCAUGGUGGAAGAAUUCGACUUGCCAGGAAAUACCAUCAAGCGUUGGAGGCGUCCAUCUCUCGGAAUUUCCCUGAUAAUGGAAUUAUUUCUUGUAUGAGCCACAACACUGAUGGAUUGUACAGUGCCAAGAGAUCUGCUGUUAUAAGAGCAUCCGAUGAUUUUUGGCCAAGAGAUCCGGCAUCCCACACGAUUCACAUUGCUUCAGUUGCUUAUAAUACCAUUUUCCUUGGCGAGUUCAUGCAACCAGACUGGGAUAUGUUCCAUAGCUUGCACCCAAUGGCGGAAUAUCAUGCAGCCGCACGCGCUGUUGGUGGCUGUCCUAUUUAUGUCAGUGACAAGCCUGGGCAGCAUGACUUCAACCUACUGAAGAAGCUCGUGCUUCCAGAUGGUUCAAUCCUGAGGGCCAAACUUCCAGGACGGCCAACAAGGGAUUGCUUGUUCUCUGACCCUGCUAGAGAUGGUAAAAGUUUAUUAAAGAUAUGGAAUCUGAAUGAUUUCAAUGGUGUCGUCGGGGUCUUCAACUGCCAAGGAGCUGGAUGGUGUCGAGUUGGAAAGAAGAAUCUCAUCCACAACGAACAGCCUGGGACAAUAACUGGCACCAUUCGGGCUACUGAUGUCAACUAUUUGCCAAGAGUUGCUCAUGAUCAAUGGACAGGCAACGCUGCAGUUUAUUCUCAUGUCCGAGGUGAUUUGGUACAUCUUCCCAGUAAUGCUUCUCUUCCGGUAACACUAAAAGCACGGGAAUUUGAAGUGUAUACAAUUGCGCCAGUCAUAGAACUGGCAAACGGUUCUGCAUUUGCCGCCAUAGGUCUUAUCAAGAUGUUCAAUUCAGGAGGAGCUGUUAAAGAACUGCAUUAUGAACUGGAAAACUUCGGAACCGUUUCCAUGAAAGUUCGCGGUUGUGGGACGUUCGGAGCCUAUGCAUCAGUUAGGCCAAAAAGAGUGGCAGUGGAUGACGAAGAAGUUGCAUUGAAGUAUGAAGAAGGCACUGGGUUCUUAGCCCUGGAGUUGAGAGUCCCAGAUGAAGAGUUGUACCUGUGGAAUAUUAGUAUUGAAUUAUGA